Messenger RNA from Plodia interpunctella (Indianmeal moth), 1034 nucleotides. RefSeq lists its product as uncharacterized. The transcript has 5 exons. NCBI's taxonomy places the organism in Eukaryota, Metazoa, Arthropoda, Insecta, Lepidoptera, Pyralidae. The record is from RefSeq and is a predicted model, not a curated record. Bases 208 to 888 code for a protein of 226 amino acids.
UCUAUGACUGGAAAACGCUAAGUCAUUUUGAACAUUUUAGUAUAUUUUGUAUUUCUUUAUUGAUAUUUAUAUCUAUAUUAUUUUGUACUAUUGUACAAAUAUUCAUCUAUGUACUUAUCAUAAAGUAUUAUUUAUAACUGAAUGAUAUUAUGAACCAGAUUUUAAACAUUCCACUAUAUCAAAGUAAUGUAAAAAAUAAUUACGAUAAUGUCUUACGGAAAACUACGAAGAUUUUUAUCUGAAGAAUAUAAAAAUCUAGGAAUCCAUGAUUCAAUCCUAUUAGAAAGUCCAUUUAUAGAGACAACACGGAGUGGAAAAUAUUUAUACAAAGUCCUACUAGGAAUUACGCUACAUCAAGUAAUGGUUGCUUUGGAUUUUUCACCAAACGUUAAGAUGAAAGAAACAGAUUCACACAACAUAAAUUUACAAUACAUAUAUCCUCUUGAAUUCGCUGAAAUAAUUGUCUUCAAACGUAGUCGAAGACAGGCUCUAAAAUUAUGUAUAAAGUAUGGAAAAAACAGAUAUUUUGAGUUGGCGGCCAUGAAUAAAAGACAGAUAUUUUGGGAUCUAUGGUGUUAUCAAAUUGCCGCGCUCCGCAACACUUAUGUACCGAAAAGACACGAUCGACAAACGAACUAUAAAAAUAAUGAAGAAAAGAUAUUUCUUAAUUAUCAGAAAAAGCAUCCACAAUGGCGAGAUAAAUAUUUAUAUUUGGGUUCGAGGAGAGAAAAAGAGGAUAAACGUCAACCAGUUCCAGUACCAGGUCUCGGACCUACGGAAGAAAUAAAAUUAUUGUAUCUGAAACCACAAUAUUUUGGUUGCUGGGACCAAACAGAGCACUGGGUGCAAUGUGAAAUCAGCGGGUCAACACUUUCUGAAGUUAUAUAAGAAUGAGAACGUUUUUGUGCUGCAGAUUGCAGUUGUAGCGACAUAUUCAUAGUGAGUGGGUAAUGGCAGUAUAAAUGUGGUGUUUUGAUUUUAAUCUUGAAAAUACCAAUUGUAUUUUGACACUGACAAUCUCAGCUGAUUGACUG